AUGAGUGUAGAACACAAUUUCUCCAAGGAGAACACAGUGGGCAUCCCUGUGGCGGAGAUGAAGGAUGAGUACUCGAAGGAAACUCUCGCACUGGGGCAGCAGAUCCAGACUUAUGCAGGGAUGGACCUCUACAAUGCCCAGCGGCCCAAAAUUGUGCAGGUGCUGCGCAAGGACGGCAGCACGUGGGUGUCGAGGUAUGCGCGGGGCGGCAGCGCGCGCAAACUCAGCGCGCGGCGCUUCUACAUAGCCGUGGACGCGCUGCAGGGGCAUCUGGCCUCCAACGGAAUGGCGCCCUUCCCCAAGAACAAGAUCCCGGUGCUACUCAGCAACGUCGCGCAGGCCGAGGCGCUCAUCGCGCAGGGCAAGUGA
Coccomyxa subellipsoidea C-169 is the source of this 369-nucleotide messenger RNA. RefSeq lists its product as hypothetical. Bases 1 to 369 code for a protein of 122 amino acids. Gene Ontology annotation, biological process: photosystem II repair; photosystem II assembly. The transcript has 4 exons. The record is from RefSeq and is a predicted model, not a curated record. NCBI's taxonomy places the organism in Eukaryota, Viridiplantae, Chlorophyta, Trebouxiophyceae, Coccomyxaceae. Gene Ontology annotation, cellular component: photosystem II.